AAUAAACUUUGCAGACUUUAGAAGGAAAACCUGGCCACAGGCCAAAUGAAUUAGAACGAACUCUGAUAUUCAGGAGGCUGUGUGAAAAAUGGCUUAAAUGAAAAUCCAACAUCUGCCCACAGCAGUACACAAACUCAAAUUGAACGUACACAAAUUGCCAAGGACAAGUGAAAUUUAUAAAUUUAUUAUUUAGAUUCUUUAAAUUUGUGUAAGAAAGUUGAGAAACAUGAGUUCGGAUGAGAUUAAAUUAGAGGCUGCCUAUGAGCAAAUGGUAGAGGAGAACAUCAAAAGUGAGUUGGAGAAAACUGGAGCCAUGGCUGUCCUGCGAAGUGAGAUGCACGUUAAGAUCCUUAAGAUAAUGCGGGGUCAGUUGGAAGGAUCCAAAACUCAACCCUUAAUGGGUAGAGCAUCCAGUGCAACCAAACUAUCUCAAGAUCGAAGCCUGAUCAGGUUAAUAAACCAACUGGUUAUGGAGUUCUUUCAUUGGUUUGGCUAUAAGCACACCCUGGAAACAUUUCGCAUGGAAACGGGUGAGACUCUGGCCAAUCGCAGUGAAAUAGAGAAAAGUCUUUCAAUCACACCCGAAUCUAAGGAUCUUCCUCUUUUGGCUCAACUUAUAAUGCGAGAUUGGAUCAAGACAGAUAAAGUUGGUGCCAAAAAGGUGAUUAACCUUCCAGAUCCUGUCAAUUCCAAGCCACAAAAAUGCUGCAAGUUGAAGAAGGAACUAGAAGUUCGACAAACUCAAAAAGAUAACAAACCAAACAAACUAAUCCAAAACAAUCGAAAACUCAUUAGCAAUGAACGGAUGAGGGUACCCAUUACUCCCAAGAAGCCUUCACCACCACCUCGAUCCAUCCAGAAAGAGGAAUCAAAGGUUAUCAUAGAUAGCUCUGAAUCUGAUAUCCUGGAAACAGAUUACAGCGAAGAGGAGUCGGAGGACAGUGAUGCCUAUAAGGAUAUUCCAGAUAGGCAAUUUUUCAUUGAUGAUCUGCCGGCAGAGGGUAAAUAUGCUCCUGGCCAUGGCGAAGAAGGUCCCUAUGAUGCCAAACAAAAUCUGGCAGAGAGUCUAUUCAGGCAAUAUGAGCGGGAAGCUAAUUCCGAUAAUAUUCCAAGUUCCUCCAAGAUAGGAUGUGGUGAUAACGCUUCUGUGGGCGACAAGAAAGAAGGUUCCAAAAAGUCUAAUUGGAAAUCCCCCAGAAGAUUGCAAGUUCAAUGCAAAAGUAGCUCUAAAUCGGAUGAUGAAACGGUGUUGGCUGUCUCCAAACCCAAAUGCCCAGAAACUCACAUAGGCAAAAUCGAUUUGGAAAGCGAUGAUAGCUUUGAUGAUUAUUGAUAUGUUCAGAUUCUUGGUAAAUUUGUAGUCUUGUGCUAGAUUCUUUGACUAUUUCAGACAAUAAACUAUACAUUUUGGAAUAAAAUCAGGAAAUUUCCUAAUUAAGUUUA
Messenger RNA from Drosophila eugracilis, 1443 nucleotides. RefSeq lists its product as uncharacterized. The transcript has a single exon. The record is from RefSeq and is a predicted model, not a curated record. Gene Ontology annotation, molecular function: protein binding. The coding region runs from base 227 to 1333 and encodes 368 amino acids. NCBI's taxonomy places the organism in Eukaryota, Metazoa, Arthropoda, Insecta, Diptera, Drosophilidae.